CCUGUUGGGCGGCCACACAGAUACUGAUUGGUGACGGAGGCAAGAGCAAGAGUGUGUUUACGUGCACUCAGGACCAACACGCUCCCUUUGCAUCAGAAUUCGUUCAGCCGCCACGACCCGUGAAUUCCGGAUGGUGACGAGGAUAGGAACGCCGUCCACUACAACUCCGACGCGACUAUGCAUAUCCCUGUGCAGCAAUCCAUGUCUUAUCGUUAUUUCUGCCGACGACCGGACUCGGAAAGCCUUGCGCACCUUCUACAUGCUAGCUGCUUAUCUCGUCUCCGCGAUAAGUGUCGUUGUACCGGUCAGUAUAAAACCCGUUUGGGUGACAGCCUGCUCUUCAUUCUGACCGCCAUGUCGAGCAAUAUCGAUGCUGCCGCUGUUGCUGACCUGCACAAACUAGGCUACGAGCAGGAGAUGACACGGGCGUGGGCU
Molecule: messenger RNA, 435 nt
Organism: Guyanagaster necrorhizus
Lineage: Eukaryota; Fungi; Basidiomycota; Agaricomycetes; Agaricales; Physalacriaceae
Exons: 6
Coding region: 131-349 (72 amino acids)
Source: RefSeq, a predicted model, not a curated record